Molecule: messenger RNA, 610 nt
Organism: Meira miltonrushii
Lineage: Eukaryota; Fungi; Basidiomycota; Exobasidiomycetes; Exobasidiales; Brachybasidiaceae
Exons: 1
Coding region: 140-610 (156 amino acids)
Source: RefSeq, a predicted model, not a curated record
CGAUUGUGGCUCGAUCAGUCUUCUACGGUGCGUAGAAGAUCAGAAGCAAUGGCGUAUCGCAGAAAUCCAACGAUAGGAUCGAUAGACUAUAUGCACAAUCGUUGUACCAUAACUCAACCGUUAUACUUAUAAAAUAGAUAUGAGCGAAUCUGACAUUAAUCAGAGUGAAGCUGACUCUAGCUCUUCUAAAAUGGAACGAUUUGCUCGCAUAGCUGCUGAAGAGGAAGAGGAGAUUGAGAUACGCAAUGUUUUCAAUACGGCGCCCACAAUGACGGAUCAAGGGUUCACAAAGAGCAGCGAAUUUAAGCCAGCAUCAUUCGUUUCAUCUAGAGGUGGGAUAGGCUCUUCAAAAUUGGGCAUCGGGGCUAGCCAAAGGGAGCCAAACAAUAAUGACGAAGAUGACCGAUCGCUAUCAAGGGCAGGUAUCGGAAGGGCUGGAAUAGGAAGCAGUAGAGGCAUCGAUGCAGAAACUUCUGAAAGCGCAGCAUCGAGAAAGAGCUCGCUGAAUCAAUUUAUGCCUGCGAAAGAUUCUCUGAAAAUGUCCAAUGAGACGAGCACCCUUCAGCAGGAUGCACCACCGUCUUCCGCUUUCUCACAGCGAGCAUCAUAA